AGCCGGGCUCGGCCGCCAGCACUAAAGAUGGAGAGGCGCCGGGGCCUCGCAGGGGAGGGGGCUUGGCGUUGACGUGGGACGCGGCGGAGGCGCCGCAGCCGGUGGUGAUUUGCUAACCUCGCAGCACAGAGGAGUUGAGGGCGAUGAGAGCGGGUACUGCGAACUGCCGGGCGAUGCCGCCGCUGCCGCCGUGAUACCGAGAGCAACAGUUUCCCAGCAACACCCCUCCCCGACACAGGCACACCCCCCCAAGAGGCACGCACACCCACCCCACGGCGCCCGGCUCGGCAGUGCCCUCUCCAUUGGCCCAGGAAACCCACCCUGCCCUGCCACGCAGAGCCAGGAAGGAAAGAGAGCCUCAUGCCUAAGCCUCGGGGAGCGCCAUGGAUCUGACAAAGAUGGGCAUGAUCCAGCUGCAGAACCCCAGCCACCCCACGGGGCUCCUUUGCAAGGCCAACCAGAUGCGGCUGGCCGGGACGCUGUGCGAUGUGGUCAUCAUGGUGGACAGCCAGGAGUUCCACGCCCACCGGACUGUGCUGGCCUGCACCAGCAAGAUGUUUGAGAUCCUCUUCCACCGCAACAGCCAGCACUAUACUCUGGACUUCCUCUCUCCAAAGACCUUCCAGCAGAUUCUGGAGUAUGCGUACACGGCCACGCUGCAAGCCAAGGCGGAGGACCUGGAUGACCUGCUGUACGCAGCUGAGAUCCUGGAGAUCGAGUACCUGGAGGAGCAGUGCCUGAAGAUCCUGGAGACCAUCCAGGCCUCAGACGACAAUGACACGGAGGCAACCAUGGCGGACGGCGGGGCCGAGGAGGAAGAGGACCGCAAGGCGCGGUAUCUCAAGAACAUCUUCAUCUCGAAGCAUUCCAGCGAGGAGAGUGGGUACGCCAGCGUAGCUGCUCAGAGCCUCCCUGGGCCCAUGGUGGACCAGAGCCCUUCCGUCUCCACCUCAUUUGGCCUUUCCGCCAUGAGUCCCACCAAGGCGGCAGUGGACAGUUUGAUGACCAUAGGACAGUCUCUCCUGCAAGGGGCUCUUCAGCUGCCUGCCAGGCCUGAGGAGCCGACGCUGGCUGGGGUUGGGCGGCACCCUGCGGUGGCCGAGGUGAAGCCGGAGAUGAUGCAGGUGGAUGAGGUGCCCGGCCAGGACAGCCCUGGGACGGCCGAGUCUAGCAUCUCAGCCGGGAUGGGGGACAAGGUUGAGGAAAGGGGCAAGGAGGGACCCGGGACCCCGACUCGGAGCAGCGUCAUCACCAGCGCUAGAGAGCUGCACUAUGGACGCGAGGAGAGUGCCGAGCAGCUGCCGCCUCUAACUGAGGUGGGCCAGGGUCCCCCAGGCCGACCGGAGCCCCCCGCGCCCCCCUCUGAGAAACACCUGGGCAUCUAUUCCGUGCUGCCCAACCACAAGGCCGAUGCCGUGUUGAGCAUGCCGUCUUCGGUGACCUCGGGCCUCCACGUGCAACCCACCCUGGCCGUCUCCAUGGACUUCAGCACCUACGGGGGUCUGCUGCCCCAGGGCUUCAUCCAGAGGGAGCUGUUCAGCAAGCUGGGGGAGCUGGCAGUGGGCAUGAAGGCAGAGAGCCGCACUGUCGGGGAGCAGUGCAGCGUCUGCGGGGUGGAGCUUCCUGACAACGAGGCCGUGGAGCAGCACAGGUACUUCCAGAUUUGUAAAUUUUACAUCACUCCAGACAUCAGAGGGAUUAUGUGCAGUGACAUAACCAGGAAGCUGCACAGUGGAAUGAAGACAUACGGGUGUGAGCUCUGCGGAAAGCGGUUCCUGGAUAGUUUGCGACUGAGAAUGCACUUACUGGCUCAUUCAGCGGGUGCCAAAGCCUUUGUCUGUGAUCAGUGUGGUGCCCAGUUUUCGAAGGAGGAUGCCCUGGAGACCCACAGGCAGACCCAUACUGGCCUAGAAAAAGUUACGAGCAAAGGGGAAGAAAGCAGAAGCGAGCGAGGAAGACUGCAGAGAGACUGCUCAGUUGGCACUGGGUACCUGGAACGCCAGCGGGGGAGAGCAUGUCCUCUUUUUUUUUGCUCGUGGCUGGGAGUUGCCUCUUUGGUACAAGCAUAUCUAGAUCUAUGAAGUUUAACUGUGUCCAGUUAAUUGAAUUUAUAAUUCAGCACCCAAAUGCUGAAAAGAAUUGUCUUUUAUGUUCCUUAAUGAGUGCUAUAAAAACAAGUGGUGCAUCUAAUUUUAUGAAUGAUCCUUUAUGACUUACCUGAUAACUAGUAGUUGUUCAACACAAAGGACUCAUAACUCAGUCCGGGCCUGAGAUGGCUGCCUGCAGUACAAGAAUUUGUUUUAAAGUUGCCAUCUUGUUCCUCUUGAGUGGCCUUGGAAUUCACCUGUUCCCUCGUCCACUAUCUCCUCUGGUAGAGGAUGGGGCUCAGGUUCCUCAUUCUGGGGGAUUGUGGAGAAGGGUUACCUGGCCUGCCAGCCCGAGAUGACCGAGAAUUCGCACCUCUCCGCGUUGGCUCCUACCAAGAAGGGGAAGGGAAAAACAUGACGGCCCAUCCCAAUCUCUCUCUACUGGCAGACCUCGAGGCCACUUAGUUGUUGCCAGCUGCGCUAAGGAAGAGAAUAGAAACAGAGAGAAAGAGGUACAAGGGCUGUGAAAACGAAUUUUCUUUUAUCUUCACCCUACAACAAAGACAAUGAGCCUCGAAAAAAAAUAAGGAGAAGAAAUUUCGGUUAGACGCUGGUGAGAACUUCCUGAAUUGAAAAGAUGUUCUCAAAAGAGACUGUGGCAGCUCCAUCUCUAGAGUGUGCACACAUACCUGUG
Kogia breviceps (pygmy sperm whale) is the source of this 2781-nucleotide messenger RNA. The record is from RefSeq and is a predicted model, not a curated record. Lineage: Eukaryota; Metazoa; Chordata; Mammalia; Artiodactyla; Physeteridae.